CUCAGUUGCUAAGUAACCUCUGCAGGGGGCGGCUGCUGGAUGCUGACAGUUUAGCCGCAGUGAAGCGAGCCGCUCGGCUUCAGACGCAUAACUGAACGGGCUUUGACCAGAAGGAGGAUGGACGAGGGCAUCGAGCUGUCUCUGACCAUCGCUCAGAUCAUCCAGCGGCUCAGAGGAAGCCAUUUACACUCUCAGAUAGAGAGGCAAGCCAAAGAGUGUUUACACCAGCCUGACGUAAAACUGGAGUCUCUGAAAGAGGACGUCCGCAGUUUUCUCAAAAUAUCAGGCUGGGAAAGAAAGCUGCAGAAUGCAGUGUACAGAGAGCUGCACAUCCAGCUGCCCCCGAGGCAUCCCCCGGCUCCCCCGGAGCAUCUCAAAGAGCCGCUGGCCUACAUGCGCAAGGCACAGGCCAGCUGGGAGAAGCGUGUCCUCAAAAGCCUGAACAGCAUGAGCACAGAGCUUGGAGUGCCUCUGGCUCACAUGAGGCCCGCGGCGGAGCAGAAGGAGCUCACCAACAAAUGGAACGAGAUGGGCACAGAUGAACCAGAUUUGAGUCGCUUCAGGCCUGUCUAUGCUCCGAAAGACUUUCUGGAAGUCUUAAUCGGUUUGCGGAACCCCAACCACGAUAGCAGCGAGGACAUCAGCGCCAGGAGUCACUGGGGACUCAUCCAGGUUCCUCUCAAUGUCAGGGACAUCCCACACCUGAGAGACGCCUACUCAGAGCUGAACCUGACCAAUGGACAGAUGGGGAUUGAUGACCACGCACUCAUCCAUCCAGACUUGUUUGAAAACGAGUAUGUGCAAAUCGGAAAAAAAGUGGUUAUGGAGGAGGAUAGUGCAGCAGCACAGCAGUACAGCAGGCAGGGCUGCCCCACCGGGCUCCGGGCAGACCUGUGGGCCCUCGUCCUUAACGCCACGAACCAGCCACAGGAUGUGAUGCAUUAUGAACAGUUAAAGGCAGGAGUCAUACAGCAUAACCUGCUGGUGGACAACCUUAUCUAUAAGGAUGUGAAGCUCACCGCCAGUAAUGACGACUACUACUUUGUGUUUGAAGAUUUCCUCUAUCAGGUGUUGUUGUGUUUCUCCCGUGACACGGCUGUCCUGGAGCACUUCAAAUACAACAGUGCCACACCUCCCAAGUCAUACAUCCAAGGGAAAGUGGGAGAUGAGGAGUGUGCUGUUGUUUAUCCUCCCAACGGUGUGAUUCCUUUUCAUGGCUUUUCAAUGUAUGUUGCGCCUUUGUGUUUCUUGUACAAUGAGCCUUCCAAAUUGUACAACGUAUUCAGGGAAAUGUACAUCCGAUACUUCUUCAGACUGCACUCCAUUUCCUCCCACCCCUCGGGUAUACUGUCUUUGUGCCUGCAGUUCGAGCGGCUGCUUCAGACCCACCUGCCGCAGCUCUUCUACCACCUCCGACAGAUUGGGGUGCAGCCGUUGCGUCUAGCCUUUAAGUGGAUGGUACGGGCCUUUUCUGGCUACCUUUCCACCGAUCAACUGCUUCUUCUUUGGGAUCGAAUCCUUGGAUAUGAUUCGCUGGAGGUAGUUGCAGUUCUAGCAGCUGCUGUGUUUGCCUUCCGGGCCGAGAACCUGAUGGAAGUGACGUCGCUGGCUUCUGCCGAGGCUGUCCUCGCUGACCUUUCGACUCUGAAGGUCAUGCCGCUCAUCCAGGUCUUUCUGUUUGCCACCGCCAUGUGAGGAACGCUGACACGGGAGCACGGGCCGUGUUACGCGGAUACCACCACCGGGAGGGAUAAAAUGCCACUUUGCUACGCCACACCCACACCCACAUGAUUAACGGUCCGAUUAACAAACCAUUCGAUUCCACACCGCAUCUCGCGGUGUACAGUUGUGUACAGUAUUUAUUCUUAUUUUAUUUUAUUCUAAUUUUUGCUUCAUAACUUUUGCACUGUCCACUUCCUGCUGUGACAAAACAAAUUUCCCACGUGUGGGACUAAUAAAGGUUAUCUUAUCUUAUCGCACUGCAUCCCAAGGAGAAAGUCGAAACCACCUUUAGCACAUAUGCACCGUAAACUGUAAAUAUCGUGUUAUGAGAUGCUGUACAGUAUAUAAGCAUAGACUACAAACUAGUAAAAGGCUAAGCUGGCCUCCUUAAGCCAUAUGCUCUGCAGGGAAGAAGACACGCACACACUCGCAGGCAGCAGCGGUUGGAUCAGCUCAUUAGUAGACGUGUUGCACGAAGCAGCGAUUGUAUUGCGAGAGAGAAUAACAGUAACGUCUCCAAGCUUGGCUAAUGAAACGUUAAUUAGCGCAUGCAAUUUAUUCCGCUCUGUGGCUCCUGCUUGUUACGACGCUAUUAAAUAAUGCCGAUGCAGAUGAACGAGGAGACCGGGACGCCCCCAGUCUGCACCAGCAUGUUGAAAGAAAGCCACAAACUAAAUUACGCUGUUGCUCAUAUAUACAGUAAUUAGAAGCUGCUGCGUACGUACAUGGUUUAUUGUAUAAGGAGGGAAAUGCAAAUCACUGCACCCUUAAGAGACGUUUAGCGCCUUCAGUGCCAGUAUUUAAUUUACACCAUUGUCUGUGUUUUAUUAUUGUAUUUAAAUUUUAAAUAAUGUAUUUAAUUCCUGAAUGUAUUCACUUAUUUAUGCAUUUUUUUUUUAAUUCAGUCAAAUCCAUUUUUGUCUGUACUUGGGUCAAAGUAUUCUCUGCCAGUCAGUGUCAAGAUCAUGUUUUUGGUGUAUUUUCUGCACCAGUUUUCAAAUAAAAUCUAAUUUUGGUGA
Messenger RNA from Oreochromis aureus, 2741 nucleotides. It is a transcript of the gene tbc1d19, whose product is annotated as TBC1 domain family, member 19. The coding region runs from base 118 to 1695 and encodes 525 amino acids. The record is from RefSeq and is a predicted model, not a curated record. Lineage: Eukaryota; Metazoa; Chordata; Actinopteri; Cichliformes; Cichlidae. The transcript is spliced from 21 exons.